AUCACAACUAAAACCGAUACGAUAUUGAAAAAUAUAUAUUAUAUCAACCAGUUUGAAUUUAAACAUAUAUAAAUAUAUUUAUAUCAUAUAUUCUGAAUUAGAAGAUCUACCGACAUAUUUUUAAAAACCGACUAUCCUAGCAAUUUAAUCACUUUAACCUAUUUUUAAAAUGAGUGGAAGUGGAUCGAACGAUGGCACCAACUAUUUAGCCCGCCUCGAGAGUUUCCAUCAACUCGACAAGGAGAGAGAGGAUAUGUUAAAAGAAUUAAUCAAUAAUUAUCAGGACCUUGAACAGCGCUUCCAAUCCAAAUGCAGAGAACAUGAAAACGAGGCGCAGACACGCAGUCUUUACCAGCAACAAGCUAAUGAUGCAAUUAAAAGACUUACUGAUAUACAACAUAGAACGGAAGUUAAUUCAUUUGUUUUUGCAAUCAUCGACGGCGAUGGUGCCUGUUUUCGCGAAGACUGGAUUAUAAAAGGAGCUGAAGGCGGCGCCAUAGCUGCCCAACAGUUACGCCUCGAUAUUAAACAACAUCUUAAAGAUAUUUAUCCCAAUGUUAAUGUGGACCUUUGGAAUAUCAUUGUCCAGAUUACCCUCAAUCUUGAGGGUCUUUCUAGGAAGCUUGAAAAGAUUGGGUUCGUAAGGACUUUAAAUGACCUCCCCGCUUUCACUCGCGGCUUCAGCCGCGCCCAAGGACUAUUUUCAAUUAUCGAUGUUGGCUGGGGAAAGGAGCAGGCCGAUUUUAAAGUCCGGGAGACGUUACGCCUCAUGGUCCAUAACUUACAAUGCAAGCAUAUUAUCUUCGGACCUUGCCACGACAGAGGCUACAUAGUGGAACUGAGACCCUAUCAGCUCGAGACCUCAAUCUCUACUAAACUUUCACUGCUCGAAACUACCCCUGCACCGCGCGACUUCCAGGAGCUUCGGCUUCGCAGAGUUAGAUUCGGCGAUGUGUUUCGGUCUGAACCCCUUCCAGAUGGACCGCCGUCUACGCCUCCUGUUAUGUUGUCGCCAACAAGACCAAAAACGCCAAUGAACCCUUCCGGCAUUACCUCUGGCAUUUCUUCUAGCAUGGCUUCUGGCAUUACUUCCAGCAUUGCCUCUAACACUACUCCUAUAACUCUAUCCAGAAUCCCCUCUACUUGGGACACUCCGCCUCCGACUAUUAAAGAAUCUAGGAAAUUUACAAGUACCCAAGAUAAUUCAGCAAGAUCAACCACACCUCCACCAAAAUACUGCGUAAUCAAUUUCUCGGGUCAGCGUAUCGACGAAGAGAUCCCGUUCUGUGACUCUGACGCCGAGUACCGCCUUCAAAUGCGUACCGCAAGAGAAGAGAUGAUCAUGAAGAAAAGGGGGCCUUGCAACCGAUGGCAUUUAAACGCUACAUGCGAUAUAACCCAAUGCCCUUACUACCACGGGGAGCGUCUAAGCCUCGGCGAGCAGAUCGUGCUGAGGAGAAAGGCCAGGAGCAAGCUAUGUGCAAGGGGGGGUGCUUGUCGGGAUGUCGACUGCUUUUGGGGCCAUCAUUGUAGGUAUGGUGGGAAGUGUGUUCGUAGAGAUUGUAUCUUCAACGGUACCCAUGAGGUGGACACUACACCAGCCGAGAGAGUUUACGAAGAUGGCUCGCACGAAAGGCUAUCUAAGAGGCCAUCAUACUAAACAGGAUAACUCAUGGUCGCUUUGCCGUGUCUUUGAAACUGCCGUCAUGGUUAUUGUUGCUGGGGGUCGUUGAUUUUUAAUUCCUAAAGAUUGAAACAGAUUUUGAUGACACUUACGGUUCUAAGAGCUCGGAUGUGGUCAUUUAUCCUAGUUGGAACGGGAGAUUUUACGUAAUGUUACAAUUGAUAGACUACCUAUUCAACAUAGUAGUCAUAUUUACUUAGCCAGAAGCUUUUUUAUUCAAUAUCAUUACUAUAUAUUCCA
Molecule: messenger RNA, 1924 nt
Organism: Annulohypoxylon truncatum
Lineage: Eukaryota; Fungi; Ascomycota; Sordariomycetes; Xylariales; Hypoxylaceae
Exons: 3
Coding region: 170-1660 (496 amino acids)
Source: RefSeq, a predicted model, not a curated record